CGAAGCUAUCAGCUGACAAGAGGACUGGGAGAAGCACUCUGUAAACAUCAAGUGGGAAAAUGGGUACUUAGAGGCAUCCCCGCUCGCAUUAGAGUGUCUUUUCGAGUUAGGAGAAAAGCCAUGGGAUUGGCAGGAUGGUUGGUGCUGGCAGCAGCACUUCUUCUGGGCUCAUUCGGCAUCAAAGCAUGCCUAGCUUUAAUGCUUUCAGCUAUCAUAUUUUGUGGGGGAUGGCUGGUAGCAGUGCGAUGGUGCUGCUUAAUAGAGAGUGAGCAGAUGUGGCUUAACAUCCAUAGAUCACAUCUCCCCUUACCCCCUUAUCAACAUGAAAAGGUGAGCAGCAGCAUCCAGCAGAGUAGCACCAUUGAAAGGCAAGAUCGUCGUGUAACUGGCUCAAAUCUCAUUGAUGAACAGUUGCAUGGAGUGGUGACAUUAGUUGUACGAGACUUUGUUUUUACAUGGUACAAUCAACUCACUCAUCACCAGGCUUUUAUUACUCACCUCCACCGAACGGUCCAACAUGCUAUGGUGGUCUUCUCUAACAGAUGCAAGAACAUGGACUGGGUUGGUUAUUUAACAACGCGUCUGGUAGAUGAUAUUGCUUGUCAUCUUCGACUGUUUCGAGAAGCUAGGUCAGCAAGUCGAGGGAAAGCAACCAGUGAAGAGUUAAUAGAUCAUUUCUUUGAUCAGGAGGCUGAGAAAGAGAAGGAUAUUUGCCGUGAUGAAGUGUGCCUGAAGCCAGACACAGAGAAAGACUAUCUAAGCGAUCUAGCAGAAAUUAUUUUGUAUUACAUCUUACCACCUGAGGAUUUCUCAAAUGCUCCGUUGUUGGCAGCGGUGGUGGAGAUUUUGGUUUCCUCUGUCAUACUCCCUGUUGUGACUCUUGUCUCUGACCCAGACUACAUUAAUCAACUCAUCAUAUGGGCUUGCACUGAUAUUCCAAUUACAAGUGAGUUGUUUGUGAAUGUCAUAAAAUCAACAAAUAACAUUGAAGAAUUAGAUGCAGUGAGAAUGCUUGUCACAAAAGAAAUGGCCAAUUUGAGAUCAAGAGACUCAGGUGGGCGUGAUGAAGGUAAUGAAGUCAAGCAGCAACUAAGCAGUCUGGAUUUCAUUCGCCGCGUCAUAGAUAACCGCAUUAACAGAAUAGAUAAAGGCACAGAAACUGAUUCUAUGGGUUUACCAGUGAGCCUAGACUACAGGCAAUUGGCUCGAGGAAAACUAUUCCAGUUGCCCCUGGAAGCCAUCCUGAAAAAUAGUCUCACAUUGGAUCACUUUCUGAACUACAUGGCUUCAGUUAACUCUCAACAUUACAUUAAUCUUUAUCUCAAUGUAGAGUGUUGGCGAGCAGCAGUUGGUGAGCGGCUUUGCUCACUGGAGUUGGAGAGGUUACAACAUCUUGAAGAAUCUGAAGCACAGGGGUCAGGAAUGACAAUGCCAGAUCUCUGUCAUGAUCAUUUUUCUGCUCAUGACUUGUCAUCUCACAAAGAAGAGGCUGAAAUUAUUUAUGAACAAUAUUUGUCUGAAAAGGCUAGUCCAAGAGUACAAAUGGAUGAUAGCAUUGUCAAGAGAUUGAUCCUGAGAAUGCGUUCUGAAAAGGUAUCAGAAUCUUGGUUUGAUGAGGUUCAAGCAACUCUGUUCACGAUCCUACAGGAUACAGAAUUAUUUCUACCAGCAUUUAGGAGGCUUUGUGUUGAUGAAGUUGAUGGACCAAAUCAAGGAGUAAUAAUAGCUACUGUGUCAGGAGACGCCUCUUCAGCCUCAUCUAGUCAUUCUACACAUUCCAAUGAUAAUCAUCUGAAGAGUGUAUCAAGAGGAUCAUCCCGGGCCCAGUCACCUCAACCAGGGGGAUCACUUCACCCUUCUCCCUGCCAUACACGUUCUCCAAGUCUCACAGCCAAAACAUAUAAUCUUAAUGCUAAAAUUAUUGAUACUGAGAUUGUCCGAGAAGGUAGCAAGUCACAUGCCAUUUACAUUGUAUGCGUAAUGAGAAAAGAUGCAUCUGGACAAGAAGAACUUUGGCAUGUUUUUAGACGAUAUUCCGAGUUUCAUGACUUCCACUUGUCAAUUACUUCCAAAUUCAUGGACUUAUCAUCGGUUUCUUUCCCAAGCAAAAGAAUGCUGAAUAACUUGGCUGCUUGGUUCUUAGAGAAGAGAAAGUCAGAAUUAGAUGAGUGGCUUCAGACCAUCCUGGCUCCACCCACUCUUCAGUCCCAUCCUGGUCUGCAGGAAAUCAUUCAACGCUUUCUUGACCAGACUACAUACUCAACCUCUCCCCUUCCAAACAUUGCGAAAAGGGUAGAGGACAAUUUCAAGUUAGGUGUACGUAGUGUGAGUGAGGCAGUGAGGUCCAUGCCUGACACAAUAUUCAAUACUGUGGAUGGCAUGGUGGAUGGCAUCUAUCGGCGCAUUGUAGGGCCACCUCAUCGUAGACUAAACACUAGUGCUGAUUAUACUCAUAGAGGGUCACUUGAUCUAGAGGGAGAUGAAAAUAUACCUCUGCGCAUCUUGUUAUUGCUAAUGGAUGAAGUAUUUGAUCUUAGAAGUAAGGAUCAGUGGUUCAGACGUCGGAUUAUGCUGUUUUUAAGACAGAUUUUAAAAGCCAUGUUUGGAGAUAUUGUCAACAGAAGGAUUGUUGACUACGUUGCUUAUAUCACAUCUCCUGAUCAAGUUGCUGAUUACGUAAAGACUUUCAAAGAGUCAUUUUGGCCAAAUGGUGACCUAGCACCACAGGCCCCAGAGAGAGACACUCCAAUGAAAAUGAGGACCAGGGUUGCUGCCAGAACAUCAAUGUUAGCCAGUAUAUCAGAUGAACUGAAGGCAAUUUUAGGAAGUCAGACAACUACACGUGGUGUUCUUGGUGUAUAUGAUACUGUCCAGUGGACUGCACUUAACAAAAGGCUUGUUUAUGUGCUCCUGGAAGGAAUUAUUGAAUCAAUUUUAUCCAGUCAGAAGCAGAUACCUCCUUUGCUAAGGUCAUUACACACAGGUUCUGCACGUAUUGCUGCCAGAAAUGCCCCCCAUGCAAGAAAAGUGAGAACUGACCGGUGAUAAGGGUUUUCUCAUAAUAGUAUAUUAUAAACAGUGGAAACUAUUUAGUUGUAAUGAUGAAAAUAUUAUUAGGAACAUUGAAGGAAAUUACUCAAAAAAUGUAUAAGCACUGAAAUCUGAUUAAUGGUUUGUUUUGCCAAUGCUGUGUUUGAUACCAGAUUUCCUCUCGCAUUUAUUAUGUCAUAUAUGUUGUGAUAAUAAUGAUUGUAAGUACUUUUUUGUU
Penaeus indicus is the source of this 3268-nucleotide messenger RNA. RefSeq names its product sorting nexin-13-like. The record is from RefSeq and is a predicted model, not a curated record. The transcript has 21 exons. NCBI's taxonomy places the organism in Eukaryota, Metazoa, Arthropoda, Malacostraca, Decapoda, Penaeidae. Gene Ontology annotation, molecular function: phosphatidylinositol binding. The coding region runs from base 121 to 3045 and encodes 974 amino acids. Gene Ontology annotation, cellular component: early endosome.